Caenorhabditis elegans is the source of this 4741-nucleotide messenger RNA. RefSeq names its product Guanine nucleotide exchange factor subunit R06F6.8 (gene R06F6.8). Gene Ontology annotation, biological process: intracellular protein transport. Lineage: Eukaryota; Metazoa; Nematoda; Chromadorea; Rhabditida; Rhabditidae. The record is from RefSeq and is marked reviewed. Bases 30 to 4442 code for a protein of 1470 amino acids. Gene Ontology annotation, cellular component: Ric1-Rgp1 guanyl-nucleotide exchange factor complex; membrane. The transcript has 14 exons.
AAUACAACAUUUGAUGGAUCUGGCAUAGAAUGUUCAUACCUAAUGACAGGCCAUCGGUUCUCCAGCUUCCGAAGCAUGAAAAGGAUUCGACUGCCGCCGAUAUCAAGUCAAUUGUGGCAAAUCGAGAUCGAAGAUUGAUAGCAGUCGCAACAAAUGAUGCGAUUUACAUUUGGCUGGCAAAUCCCCAACUGCUCCUGUGCUCCGUCGGGGUUAUCGAUGCCAAUUUCAAAGAAACACGUGGAGAAUUAAAAGAAAUUUACUGGAAACCUGACUCAACAAGUAUAGCUGUAACGACAAAUCAAUGCAAAAUUUUAAUCUAUAAUCUAGAUUUGCGAGACGAUGAACAAUGCUACAAUUUCACAGACUCUGCGGAUCCAUAUUUCCAACGAAACUCACCGGAACUUUUUAUAAAAGGAUCUCGACCGACAGCUCAUCUUCAUCCAACAAUAAUCAUAAAUCUGGCUGAUAUACCAACAUGUUGUGUUCCUUCUCGUGAUGAAUUUCUUGUUUGCCUUCAAAAUGGAUUCACUCAUCAUGUCACUUGGACUGGAGAGAUUAUUGCAAGCCUCUCAUUCCGUGCCAGUUCAAUUCCGUUCUCCGUGGAUCAACUUCAGUCGAAAUCUGAAAAUAUUACUUCAAAAUCCACGUAUAUCUUUGACGCCGUGUAUGCUCCACUUCUCGGAGGAUUUGCGAUUGUACUUUCCGAUGGUCAAGGUGCUCUAUUGACGUCGAAUGAUCCGAAUUUUGCACCUAAUGCAAUUCUGGGAGUGUGGGCUCCGAAUAUGAAAGAUGCCACGUGUUGCGAUGUGAAUCACAAGUUCCUUCUGAUUCUUUUUGGAUGUAAAAACGGCGACGUUUGUGCCUAUAACAUCGAUGAACUAAAUGGCUCACUCGUUCAAUCGUUCCGAGUUGCUCCAAAAGUAACAAAUGGUCCUGACUUGACGAAUCGACUGGGUCCGGUUCACCGAAUAACAGCCCUCGCGAAUGGAUACGGAUUCGGUGCAAUUUGGUCUCCACUAUCCGGAGCUCAUGCUCUUCCUCGGCUCGUCGCAGUUUUCACUUCAUUCGGAGCUCAAUCAUUUUGCAAUCUGGAAGGUGUCGUCGAAGAAGAUCAAAAUGAUAGAUACACGGCUAUUGAAUGGGGUCCAGAAGGUUUCCAACUGUGGCUUGGAACUGAAAAUGAGCUUAUGAUGCAACCAUUCGUGAGGAGUGCUUCAUGUUCAAGCCCGGCAAUGGAACAUUGUGAUAGAGCUGUAUUGAUGAGUGACUCGCAGGUUUUGAUCAGUGCUGCAAGGGAUCGAGAAGCAGAAGCUUGUGCACCGCAUUCUGUAUGGGAUCAUAUUACAGUUACACAUGAAUAUCUAUCAUCUAAUUGGCCACUGAGAUAUGCAUCAACUGAUCGAAACUAUAAACAUCUCGUCGUGGCCGGUGAUCAAGGAAUGGCAUAUUGUUCAUUAUCCAAUCGACGUUGGAAGAUUUUUGGAAAUGAGACUCAAGAGAAGAAUCUCUUGGUCACUGGAGGUGUCUUUAUUUGGAAUGAUGACGUCAUUGGAGUUGUUGGAGUUGCUGCGGAUACUGACAAGUCCCAUCUCUCAUUUUAUCCAAUUUCUCAGAGACUUGACAGUCGAUAUGCGUCGGUUGUGGAUUUGGAGCAUAAAUCGGUCAUGUCCGUGUUACGCGACGACGUUUGUGCAGUAUUCGAUAUAUCGGCUCAAAUUACGCUUUAUAAGCUCACGGCUCACUUGGAAACUGGACGAGAUGCUUUUACAAAAGUCUCCACUGAAAUUGUGACUGUUAUUCGAAUCAACGAAAUUGUUCCACAUCCAACAUGUAUUGUAUCUCUUCAAAUGACACAGCUGAAUCUGGAUGUACGGGGGAAGUUGUCACCUGCAUUUUAUUCAAGUAUCGAUACUGUGCUGGUUAAUAUUUCGGGAAGAUUGAUCACUUUGAGUGUUAAUGAGGAUGGAAAGCUCCAUCAACCCAUGGUAAUCGCGUCAUACGUGGAAAAAAUGUGGCAUGACCGUUGUCAAGUCUCCCAAUCAACCCAGUCUCAAAAUCAAGAUCUUCCAUGGAAGAACCAUCGGCGAAAUGGAUCAAAUGUUUCAAUCCAAAGUGUUUCCACAUCAACAACUUCAGAACCAUCAUCUCCAAUGAAUCAAUCAUGUUCUUCACAUUUGAGUAAUGCUUUAUGGAUUGCUUGUGGUGCAAAAGGAAUCAAAGUUUGGAUGCCGUUGGUGCCAGGAAAACGAAAUUUAGCCACACAGGAAAUGACGUUUAUCGCGAAACGAAUAAUGCUUCCAUUUGAACUUGAUAUCUAUCCAAUUGUGAUUAGUGCCAAAGAUUGUCUUGCAAUGGGUGUCGAGAGUCAACUACAACAUGUUGCAAGAGCUUCAAGAAAUCAAGGACAAAUGGAAAGUAUCACUAUGUAUGGACUUCAUCGCAAUAGUGAAGUAUUUGUGCAUCACCUGCUCCGACAACUUUUGAAGCGAAAUCUUGGAGUUUUUGCUUUGGAGCUCGCCGGAGCCUGUCGUUCUCUUCCACAUUUCACGCAUGCUCUUGAGCUUUUGCUCCAUGGAGUCCUUGAAGAAGAAGCUACAAGUAGUGAACCAAUUCCAGAUCCUCUUCUCCCAAGAUGUGUAGCUUUUAUUCACGAAUUUCCAGAAUUUCUGAAAACCGUAGCACAUUGUGCACGAAAAACUGAAUUGGCACUUUGGAGAACGUUAUUUGAUGUCACAGGAUCUCCAAAUGCACUAUUCGAAGAAUGUCUACAACUGAAACAACUCGAAAAUGCUGCAAGUUUCGUGAUUGUCCUGCAAAAUCUUGAAACCACCGAAGUGAGUAUGGAUCAAGCAGCGAGACUUGUGAAGGAAGCAUUAGAAGAGAAAAAAUGGACGAUUGCGAAGGAAAUGGUCAGAUUUGCAAGAUCUAUUGGUUCGGAGGAUAUUGAUGCAUUUUUCAGAACACCUCCACCAAGUGCCAAGACUUCUCUAUCCCGCCGACCUACAGUAUCCUCACCGUCCGCUGAUUCUUCCACUGAAUUCGUGAUUAAUAGAUUUCAAGCGGGAGCUGCUGGAGGAAGAUUAAAUAAAGUUCGACAUUCACAGAGUACUGAGCAAAAAGAUGCACCGAGAAAAGAUUCGAUUGGCGGAAGUUCAAAGGAUAAAAUGGCGUUGUCUUGGGGCCUAUCUGGUGAACUUUCUCCACAAUUGGCUACGAAUCGACUCGCCGCAAAAAUGACAUCAAUUCUAGAAGAUCACGCGUGGCAUUUGCUGAAUAAUUAUUGGCUUCUAGAUCUUGGAUUCUUCUGGUCCGAACUUCAAUUCGAUUUGCUCGGUCUUUUGGAGACGCGACGGAAACAAAUUUCUCUUUCACCGAAAACUACAAACGAAAAUUGCUUUUUGAUUGAAGAUUUUGCCUUGGCACUUACAAGACUCCAUGCUCAAUUCUCGUGGCCAUAUCCUCUCAUCGGUUCUCAAUUCGUGCAUCAAAUUGAGAAGAAGCUUGGAAAUAUUCGUGUCAGCCAGAGUACUGCAAGCUUGAAUGGACUACUAAAUGACUCAUUGGAUAAUAUAAAGAAGCCUAAAGCCAGAAAAUUGGAAAGGACUGUAGUUGAUUUAAAUGGAGCUAGAUCGAGAAUUCGUGAAACGGAUAUUGAAGCUAGCGAAGAAGACGUUGAGAUUCAAGAAGCCGUGCUGGAAAGAGUACGUGGAAGUGCUGUGGAACUGGCACCAGUAAUCGAUAGAUCCCCAUCGACAUCUUCUUCAAUGAAUCAUCAUGCUCCAUUGGCUCCACCGUCACCUUCAUCCUGUGAUUCUCGAAGUCUUGCCGGAGACUGCUACCAGAAUACUGAUUUCUUAGUUGGAGAAAAAUCUUCGCGUGGAAAUUUGCAAAGUAGUCAUCAACUGGAACUUCUUCUUUCUCUAUUCUCCCAGACUGCUACUAUUGACUGGAUAUUCCUUUUCUGUCUGUUAAGUCGGGAUGAACGAAAGCUUCGACAGGAGAUCAACGUUUCGAUGGUUCGAAGAGCCGGUGAGAAGAGCUUCGCCAGAGUUCGAUUCGCGUGCAGUGAGCUCUCGAGAUGGGCGGUCGAGAAAUGCUGUGGAUACGUGGCACUUUUACAAGCAUUCGAUGCUCAUUUGGCAGUGGUUGCCGAACAAGCAGGAUGUGCUGAUCUCAAAUUCUCACCUGAUAAUGAGAAUCGGAAAGCUUCACAGAAAACGAGUGCUGACGAUCCAAAACGCGGCCGGAGACGAGCGGAUUCUGGAAGUUCUAAGCUAAAUAAUUCGUUUUCGAAUCCAAAAUUAAAUGGAAUGAAUGGAGGAAGACGAGAACGGAGUCGCAGCGCAGAUAGAGCUCAUAAAUCGGUGAAAAGAUAUGAUGAUGUCGUUUGUGCUGAGGAUGCUCUUGAGAAAGCCAAUGAAGAAGGAUGCUCAAUCAUGUAGCCAAUGGAAAAGCCCACAAUUAUUGUUUUAAAUCUUUUUUUUCGAAAAUCCAAAUUCUCACACAGGUUUCCUUCUCAAUUAUGAUAUCCCCUCCCUCCCAUUGGUUUUUGCCAUUUUCAUGUAUUAUGUAUAGGUCUAUAACUGUGAUGUGUGAUACACUCGACAAACAAUUGCUAAAAAUAAACGGUGCUAGAGUUAUGUCAGGAUAUAAUCUAGAUUUCUAUUAUUUAUUUGUGUCCCCCUUUUUCUUUUUCUUUUCUUUUCCUUUAACCUAUUAAUCUUAUGAAUAUCGAUAUUUU